AUGAUUUGCUGGGGCCAGCGUAAUGAGUGCGGUCUGCUGUGCAAAGACGACAGCUUCUGCAGAUGCGGCAUCGGGGAAUGCGUCAAGGACUUUCCGGUUCACGAGCGUGUCCAUUGGAAGGAAACGGAGCUGGCGGAUGUCGUGCACGCCGCCCACCUGCGUGGCCACGAGUUCCUCAAGAAUCUGGCCUCUCUGGUGCAGAUCCGUUCGAUCAGUCAGGGCGUGGAGUACGAGACGCAGAACAGGCAGAUCGUGGAACGCGUGACCGAGCACCUGGCCGAGAUGGCGUUCAUUGUGGAAACGAUGGAGGUGAAGCCCUCCGUCGGGGGCAGCGAACAAACGCAGUAUGUGAUCUUUGCCGAAUACUUCUCAUCGCCUGCCAAAACCAAUGUGGUCAUCUAUGGCUACCUGGACGUGCCGCCCAUUGGCGAGGAGGAGAAGUGGACCCACGAUCCGUUCAAGAUGACCCAGCUGGAUGGGACAAUGUACGGGCGCGGAGUGGCCACCUCCAAGGGUCCGCUCAUGUGCUGGAUAUACGCCCUGGAUGCCUGGCAAAAGGAGAUCGGCGACCUGCCCGUGAAUGUGCGCUUUGUGAUCGAGACGAGCCACUACCAGGGCAGCCACGGACUGCGCGGCGUCAUCCACGACCGACCGGAGUUCUUCCGGACCGUGGACCUCAUCAUUCACUGCAGCCACCUGUGGAUUGCGGAACACGCGCCCAUGGUCCCCACCAGCCACACCGGCUACAUCUACUUCGAGCUGGAGGUGCGAGAGAAUAAACAAGCCAGUCCCGAGAAGACUGCUACAACGGGCCACGAGCCCAUGACCGAGAUGUGCCAGCUGAUGAACUCCCUGAUGGACAUCAAGAAUGGUGUUCUGGUGAAGGACAUCAACAGGCAUGUCAUGCCGCCCACGCACAAGGAUUGGGACAUUUUCUGCCUGGCGGAGGUUGGCACCUUGGAGUUCAAGGACACCUGCGACAUCGAUCGCCUGCCGUACGAGCGGUCCAAGCAGCAAUACCUCAAGCACAAGUGGUGCCUGCCCAGCCUGUCGAUACACGACGUUCGGGUCUACCAGCCGGAGAGCAUUCGCAGCCUGUACAAGCCCACACGCAUCGUGGCAAAGUUCUCGGUGCUGCUGGUGCCGGAGCAGAGCAUGGAGUACGUGAGGUACUUGGUCAAGGAUCACUUGGAUCAGGCCUAUCUGCGCCUCAAGUGCGUGCACAUCGCCCGCAUUCGGGUCGUUGACCAGUUGGCGCCGCUGAACGAGUCCCGCCACGACAUCUUCCGCAAAUCCUUCAAGGACGCCUUCGACAGGGUGUUCGACUGCAAAGUCCACAUACCAGACACCAUCACCAUCAGUCUGCCGAUCGUGAACGAUCUGCGCAAGUUCUGCAUGCCCACGGCACACACUUUGGCGGUGCCCUUCGCCUCCAUCCACAACCGCCCUUACACCGGCGACGAGUCCAUCAGCGAGAAGAUGUAUGGCCAGAAUAUGGAGCUGUUCCUCACCCUGCUCUACGAGAUGGCCAUGCAGGGAGCGGACUGCAAGUGCAAGGUGGAGCAGGACUACUGCUUCAAGCCGGGCCACGGCUCGGGCAGGGACUUCAGGCACAUGGUGGACCUGGUGCAGACCACCCACGUUGUCCUCGAGAUGGAUGCGGCUGUCAAUACAAAGAAGGAAAAGCUGCGCGAGACCCUCAAAAGGUCGCCGGACGCCAAGGACGUAUUGCUCGGAGAAGACCGGGAAAGAACGCUCCAAUAA
Drosophila subobscura is the source of this 1764-nucleotide messenger RNA. Its product is annotated as cytosolic non-specific dipeptidase-like. Gene Ontology annotation, molecular function: peptidase activity. The coding region runs from base 1 to 1764 and encodes 587 amino acids. Lineage: Eukaryota; Metazoa; Arthropoda; Insecta; Diptera; Drosophilidae. Gene Ontology annotation, biological process: proteolysis. The record is from RefSeq and is a predicted model, not a curated record. The transcript has a single exon.